Trichoderma gamsii is the source of this 699-nucleotide messenger RNA. RefSeq lists its product as hypothetical. Bases 1 to 699 code for a protein of 232 amino acids. Gene Ontology annotation, molecular function: acyltransferase activity, transferring groups other than amino-acyl groups. The transcript has 3 exons. NCBI's taxonomy places the organism in Eukaryota, Fungi, Ascomycota, Sordariomycetes, Hypocreales, Hypocreaceae. The record is from RefSeq and is a predicted model, not a curated record.
AUGCCUCUUCAACUCGAGGAUAUGACAUUCAAAGAUGGCGCAGCCUAUGCCCACACAUACAUCACCUCCUUCCAGAGCAACGCCUACUCCAGAGCUUCCUUCGCAGACCAGACUUUCGAUCAGCGGGUUGCGGGUGUUAUCCGUCGUUGGCCGAAGAACUAUGGUCAGACGCUUGUUGCUUACAAAAAGGUCAUCGACACAGAUACAGGAGAGCUAGUCGGCUGGGUUAAGAUAGGAUUUGAGAACACUGACAUUGACCCGAAACUAUUUGCUCCUACAGGCAUGUACAAUAUACCGGACGACACUGAGGCCGAAGUUGUCACCCAACCGACCUCACCCCCAAAGGUUCAAAAUACUCCCACUUCCAGGUCUGACUUUAUAAGAAGAGCCGAGGCGGCGCGGGCGCGAGAUCUGGGCAAUCGACCUGCCAUCGUUGUAUACUUGUGCGGAACACAUCCCAAAGCGCAGCGGCGUGGUGCCGGAAGCUUGGUGAUGGCCUGGGUAACUGAGCUGGCGGAUCGAAAAGGCCUCGCCUGCUGGGUGACUAGUUCGGAGAUUGCUGUGCCCUUGUACAAGAAAUUUGGCUUUGUUGUAGCUGAAGAGAUUACCGUGCCGCUGCCUGGGGACGAUAUUGGUGGAGAGACUUAUACGCAUACGUGUAUGCUUCGUGAGCCUAAGACAUUGGAAGUGGUUGUUUGA